Messenger RNA from Phialemonium atrogriseum, 1443 nucleotides. RefSeq lists its product as uncharacterized. The coding region runs from base 180 to 1367 and encodes 395 amino acids. NCBI's taxonomy places the organism in Eukaryota, Fungi, Ascomycota, Sordariomycetes, Cephalothecales, Cephalothecaceae. The record is from RefSeq and is a predicted model, not a curated record. The transcript has 3 exons.
UUAUACAGAACAUAAUAACCUUCAAAUUUAUACCUGGCGACAGACGACGCGAUGUGUGCGCGACUCAGAAAGACACUUAUUACUCCACGUCAUCGUCCUGAGAAAUGUGCUUCGUCAUAGCACCUGUGGAUUAAUCGGGUUCCAGCACUAGACUGGACGCGUAAGUCUUCGCUACCAAGAUGCCGCGUCAACUUCCGUGGAAAGUGAGCGGCACCCCGAAUGCGCCGCCCCCGAAACGCCGCAGAACCGCCGACAGUCCUGCUUCAUCAGCGGCUCAGAGCCCUGUGCCGUCCGAUCGCUCGGCAACAUGGCCCGUUGCGAGAUUGAAAUCGGAAACACCGAAGCCUUCGAGUUCAAAGUCGCGCCUGAGUUUGACUGCUAAACUUGAACGGUCACCGUCGACUUCGCCACCCCCGGAGCCGCCUGUUGAAGAGUUCAUGAUCGAAGGCAUCGACCAUGAUGAUAGAUAUCGCAUGGUCGAGGACGAAUUUCUAUCCACUGCCGGAUUUUUCACCAGGCAUCUUCAUGCGGCCGAGUAUCAGCGAUUAAAAGCUCUCACUAGUACUCGGAAUGCGGAGACGAUCAUGGCCAUCUCGCGGCCAGUCACGGGCCAGAUGACCAACUUGGUGAAGAAACGCCGAGCUGCCGGUGACCUUGCGGUGUCCCAACGCCGAGGCCUUAAGAAGGCCAUCCGGAAGGGCAAGGGUGCACACGGUCGCUCAGAUAGCGACGAUGAGGACGUUGAGGAUCCCUGGGCAGGCACAUCUCUUCAGGGCCUCAUGGACAGUCCACGGAAGAAGGCAGUCCCAUUAUCUACUAUUACAGGAACCACAGCAAGCACUCGGACUACAGCCGGGUUCCAUGACAGUAACCAUGGAAGUGGCUCGCGGAUCCCCAGGACUGUGAAUAAGCUGGAACUGAGACCCACGGCGAGCGGAAAGGGUCAUGGCCGACUAAAUGAGCAGCCCGGCUCGGACACCGAGCCCGACACUGAGUCGGAUGGGCUAGACGGCCAACCCACGUUGUCCGGAAAAUACCGGGCCAAGAACCAUGGCAAUAGCCUGUCAGGUCAGAGCCUGACGAGACCAGGAGCCUUGGCUAUUCGGCAAGAGUCAUAUCAGCUAUCUCGCGCAGCAGAAGCUCCGCGUACCGAACCAACAGAUAUCGGGAUAAAAACAGAAACAACCAGUAACUCAAUCCACGACACCCCGGCGGACGAUGAUGGUGACGGCGACGAUCUCGAUUUCAUGAGCCGCAUACGGGACAGGAGAGCGCAACAGAGACGGCGACGAGAGACAUCUGAGACCGAAGAUAAAGACAAGAAGGGCCGCGGCCGUAGCUCUCUGGAUGCCAUUCCGCUUUUCUGAACGUGUGUCUGAUCUCCCUUGAACAAUACCUUGCCUUCACUCAGCAGCGUCAACGUCGCACAAGUAUCAGAUUUGG